AUGGCACAUGAUGGUGAUGAUCCUUUUUAUGUCAAAGUUAUUGUCCUACUUAUUGCCAUUGCUACAGGAGCAUUAACUGUUGUUUCAGUGUACCAUGUCAUAGCCAUUUGGUUUUGCCACCAAGAAAGAACCACCACAAAUCAAAACUCACCGCAGCACGGUGCCGCGAGCCUCAACGGAAGCACAUCCAUAUCAAUAGCUGACCUAAUUCCAGCACACAAGUAUCACAAGAGAAAUAAAGUCGGUGUGGCUUCAGAUGACGAAGGUGGCACAUGUGCUGUGUGUUUGGGAGAUUUUGAGGAGGGCGAGGAGUUGAGAACUAUGCCUGAGUGCUUGCAUUCUUUUCAUGUACCUUGUAUUGACAUGUGGCUCCAUUCGCAUACGAGUUGUCCCAUUUGUCGCGCUAGUGCCGCCCCUUCGCCCGCAAUGAAUAUUGAACAUCAACACAUGAUUGAUAUGAGACAUACGGCUCCAAUUGCUAUCGUGUAAAGUUGAUUGGUACAAUGGUGA
Molecule: messenger RNA, 510 nt
Organism: Trifolium pratense (red clover)
Lineage: Eukaryota; Viridiplantae; Streptophyta; Magnoliopsida; Fabales; Fabaceae
Product: RING-H2 finger protein ATL52-like
Exons: 1
Biological process (GO): protein ubiquitination
Source: RefSeq, a predicted model, not a curated record